UGUUCGAGAAAUUGUCCAAAUAUAUCGGGAGAACAUCAAGCUGCUGGUCGACUCGUCCUGACGGUACUUUACUGCUUCCGGCUGCACGACGAUCGGGUGUAUUAUGUCAGUGAGAAGAUUUUAAAGUUGGCGACAAACAUCGCGCGGGACAAGCUGGUGUCUCUGGGGACGUGUUUCGGGAAGUUCACCAAGACGCAGAAGUUCCGGCUUCACAUCACCGCUUUGGAUUUUCUCGCUCCGUAUGCAAAGUACAAGGUCUGGGUGAAGCCUAGGCGCUGAGGCAUCCUUCCUGUAUGGAAAUCACGUCUGAAGGAUCCGGCCUGGGAGGAUCACGGAGACACACAGGCACACCCGGGGGCGGCACGCGGAUGCGGGGGGGGAUGGCGCCCGGGGCUUCGGCGUGGCAGCAAAGUACCACUCAGGGAGUGCCGGAAAACUUGACCCGAUGGCCAUCGUGGUUUUCCACCAGGCCCGACAUUGGCGAGUUCAUCAGACAUGAAGAUAGACCCCAACAUAA
Messenger RNA from Staurois parvus, 517 nucleotides. The record is from the annotation of a GenBank genome assembly. NCBI's taxonomy places the organism in Eukaryota, Metazoa, Chordata, Amphibia, Anura, Ranidae.